Messenger RNA from Anopheles cruzii, 1876 nucleotides. RefSeq names its product enolase (gene Eno). Lineage: Eukaryota; Metazoa; Arthropoda; Insecta; Diptera; Culicidae. Bases 124 to 1425 code for a protein of 433 amino acids. The transcript has 3 exons. Gene Ontology annotation, cellular component: phosphopyruvate hydratase complex. Gene Ontology annotation, biological process: glycolytic process. Gene Ontology annotation, molecular function: phosphopyruvate hydratase activity; magnesium ion binding. The record is from RefSeq and is a predicted model, not a curated record.
CUCUCUCAGUGGAAAAUCUACUUUUCAGUCCGUUCGGCGAACUUGUGCAGUGGUAACGUAAAGCAAGUGGUUGGUCGUUGAAUUUUCUCGUUCUCAUCAGAAGCAAAAGAGAUUAAAAACAAGAUGCCGUUCAAGAGCAUUAAGGCCCGUCAAAUCUUCGACUCGCGCGGUAACCCGACCGUCGAGGUUGACCUGGUCACCGAUCUAGGACUGUUCCGUGCGGCCGUCCCAUCGGGCGCCUCCACCGGUGUUCACGAGGCGCUGGAGCUACGCGACGAAGUGAAGGCCAAUUGGCACGGCAAGGGAGUGCUGAAGGCGGUUGAGAACAUCAACAAGACGAUCGCUCCGGCCGUUCUGAGCUCUGGUCUAUGCGUGACCCAGCAGAAGGAGCUCGAUGAAUUGAUGCUGAAGCUUGAUGGUACGGAGAACAAGGCGAAACUCGGUGCAAACGCUAUUCUGGGCGUUUCGCUGGCCGUGUGCAAGGCCGGUGCCGCCAAGAAGGGAGUUCCGCUCUACAAACACAUUGCUGAUCUGGCCGGAAACGCCAACAUCAUCCUGCCCGUGCCGGCCUUCAACGUUAUCAACGGUGGAAGCCAUGCCGGCAACAAGCUGGCCAUGCAGGAAUUCAUGAUCUUGCCGACUGGUGCGUCCUCCUUCACCGAGGCGAUGAAGAUCGGCAGCGAAGUGUACCACCACCUGAAGAACGUGAUCAAGGCCAAGUUCGGACUGGACGCGACUGCCGUUGGUGAUGAGGGUGGUUUCGCACCGAACAUCCUUGAGAACAAGGAAGCGCUCAACCUGAUCCAGGACGCUAUUGCCAAGGCCGGCUAUACUGGCAAGGUGGAGAUCGGUAUGGAUGUGGCGGCUUCUGAGUUCCACAAGGAUGGCAAGUAUGAUCUGGAUUUCAAGAAUCCGAAGUCCGAUCCCAGUGCCUGGUUGGCGCCCGACGCACUCGAGGGGAUGUACCAGGGCUUCAUCAAGGACUUCCCGAUCGUCAGUAUUGAGGAUCCGUUCGAUCAGGAUCACUGGGAUGCCUGGACUAAGAUCACCGCGAACACCACAAUUCAGAUCGUCGGUGACGAUUUGACUGUCACCAACCCGAAGCGUAUUGCGACCGCCGUGGAGAAAAAGGCAUGCAACUGUCUUUUGCUUAAGGUCAACCAGAUCGGCUCUGUCACGGAAUCGAUCAACGCGCAUCUGUUGGCGAAGAAGAACGGUUGGGGCACCAUGGUGUCGCAUCGUUCGGGUGAAACCGAGGACACCUUCAUCGCCGAUCUGGUCGUUGGUUUGAGCACCGGACAGAUCAAGACCGGUGCUCCGUGCCGAUCGGAGCGUUUGGCAAAGUACAACCAAAUUUUGCGCAUCGAGGAGGAGCUCGGCGCUGGCGCCAAGUUUGCCGGUAAGAGCUUCCGCCACCCGCAGUAAGAAUCGUCAUCACGGUCCGCGAAGGCCAGCAACGAAAAUUCCGAUCAUCUGAGCUAGUAAGGGAGCGUAGCGAGAAGACGGCCAGAAGGGAGACAUAAUGUUCAAGACAAAACACCGUUUUACGAUUCGUGCGUUCAAUUCUCCUUGUCACAAGGACGAACCACCUAGUAUCAACUAGUUCUGACCCAUGGUGUGCGGUUCAUUGGUCCCAUUUCCACCACUCUCCACAUCCUGGUACCUAGCGCAGAAGUAUAAAGCAGAACUAACCAACCAUCCUAACCUCGGUAUUUAUCGUCGCACAGCUAUCGCAUGGAGUAAAUUAUAAGGCUUAAACUUAUUGAAUGUUUUAAUUGUUAAAUGAAAGUGUGACAGACACGUUGUCAAUGCAUUACUGAAAGUACAUGAUCAUUCGAUAAUACACACAAAAUCCAUGGUAGGAAACUACAAAAUA